UCAUAACAUGAGGGUAUGUGUGAAGUGUGAUAUUCACAUGUAGCUAGUUACCCUAGCAUUCAGCUUUCAUGUAAGUUAUAGCUGGAUAAAGGAAGUAUUCGUUGUGCUACAUAACUGAGUGAAGAAAAGUAGUCGAAAGAACAGUUUAAAAUGCCUGCCAGAAAUACAGUGACGAGUGGGCUGCCCAACAGCAAAGUGAGAUACUCCAAGCUUGCAAGUGAUGAUGAUGGAUAUAUUGACCUCCAGUUCAAGAAGAGUCCACCCAAGGUCCCAUAUAAGGCGAUUGCUUUGGCCUCUGUUCUAUUUCUGAUUGGCACAAUUUUGAUCAUCAUAGGAUCUCUUCUCUUAGCAGGAUAUUUUGAAAUUAAUGAUCACCGUGACCGCACUAUACCGGUCCUUAUCAUUGGGAUCCUUGUUUUCCUUCCUGGAUUCUACCAUUUACGCAUAGCCUACUAUGCCUCUAAGGGCUACCGAGGAUACUCCUACGAUGACAUCCCAGACUUUGAUGAUUGAGUAACAUGGAACGUCGUGACAGCUCGCUGACGUUUCUGAUAGAUCUCUGAAGAAGAGCAUUCUUUCAUGUGCAGACAGACAAAGCUGCGGUUUUGACAAGCUCCCAUUUAGAAGUGCACUACUGGAGAAAUGAUGAUGGUACUUGUUAGCGCUGAAUAUGCUUCUAAAAAAGCUGAUAAUUUGAGCAUAAAGUAUCCAGCAUGUGCAUUUUCAUUCCAUACCUCAGUAAUGGGAAAAAUGCUUUUGUGAGACUACAUUGCCAUGUUUCCUUUAAACCAGAUUUGGUUCUGAUUAGAACUGAGACAGCAUUUGGAAGCAUUUGCAGUAUCUGUUUUUAUUUAACAUUGCUUAGAAUUGGAUUGGGGCUGCAGUAGAAGUGGUUUUCAGGAGGGGAAAAGCUUGUUAUCUGUGUCACUUUUGAUAAUGUUCUGUAGAGCUUAAUCUACACACUGCCUUGAUCUUCCACUGCAGUAGAUGGGCAUUUAGUAUCACAUUCCAUGAUUUGUAUCAUUUCAGAGCUAUAACAGCGCACCUUACCAUUCUAUUGUAUUAUUUAUUUGUAUUAAUUAGUACUUCCACUUUAGUGUUAUGAUGUUUCCUGUCCAUUCUAUUGCACUGUAAAUGCUGUAAAAUUUAGAGAUGUGUCCAAUCUUUUCUUUAAAGGGCCGGUGUGACUGCAGAUUUUCAUUCUAAACACCCAGCAGCACACCUGUUUUCACUUGUUUAAUUAAUUGGUCAUUCUUUAAACAACUGAUCACGUGUUUCAGUGUGACUGAAGGAAAAGCCACUCAAGCCCUUUGCAGAUAUGAUUGAACGACCCUGAUCUACAGCAUCAAACAUCAAUUCUUUUACAUUUCUGUAACUAAAAAUUAAAUAAAGGAUUUAAAUCUUUUUAAAAGAA
Molecule: messenger RNA, 1414 nt
Organism: Astyanax mexicanus (Mexican tetra)
Lineage: Eukaryota; Metazoa; Chordata; Actinopteri; Characiformes; Acestrorhamphidae
Gene: tmem230b
Product: transmembrane protein 230b
Exons: 4
Coding region: 151-513 (120 amino acids)
Biological process (GO): synaptic vesicle transport
Cellular component (GO): synaptic vesicle; endomembrane system
Source: RefSeq, a predicted model, not a curated record